CUUUAAUAAGUGAAGAGACUCCCUUCAAUAUCUAUUCGCUCCGUCUGCUUUUCUUUCUCACUCUAGGGCUCUCUCUCUCUCUCUCUCGCUCUUCGCUCUCCUCACUCCUCACUUGGCUUUGUCCCAAAAUAUGGGGAAAUCCAGAUCUGGAAAGCGCAAGGCCAAGGAGGUCGAAGAGCCUGAGCUGUCUGAUUCCUCUGAUAUGGCUGAGAUGGACAGCCAGCCCAUCGCUUUGGUAGUCAACGAACCCAAGAAGACGAAGCGGAACGAUGCUGAUUCCGAUGCUUCCUUUCUCGGAAAGCCUAUUCCCCAAAGCGAAGCCGCCGAAAGAUGGCCCAAACGUUACUUGUCAAAGGUUAAGGCCAAGAAGGGAGAGCUAUCUGGGGAAAAGAAAGAGAGUGGAACGGAAGAGGAGGUCACACAAGCCAAAUUUCAUUAUACUCAAGCUUUGGUAGAUGGGGUUGUCUAUGAUCUUAAUGAUGACGCCUAUGUCAAGGCUGAAGAUGAUAAGCCUGAUUACAUUGCCAGAAUUAUUGAGUUUUUUGAAGCUGUUGAUGGUGAGCUCUAUUUCACUGCUCAGUGGUUCUAUAGAGCAGAAGACACGGCCAUCAAGGAUCUUAGGGACCACUCACACAUUCUUGAUAAAAGAAGGGUUUUCAUGUCGGAGAUCAAGGAUGACAACCCCUUGGAUUGCAUUGUUUCUAAAGUGAAAAUUGCCAAAGUAUCUCCCAAUAUGGAUUUGGUAGCAAAGGAGAAAAACUUACCCCCUUGCGAUCUUUAUUAUGAUAUGAAGUACACAGUAGCUAAUCUAACAUUUUCAACCAUUGAUCCUGUCUCUAAACCAGAUAGUGACACGUCGUCCACAAUAUCAAGUGAAAGUGGGUCAAACAAUCUGGGAGAUGAUGAGAGAAAUCAAACUUCCAAGAAGUCUGAGAUGACUCUCUUAGACCUGUACUCUGGAUGCGGUGCAAUGUCUACAGGUUUAUGCAUGGGUGCUUCUUUAACUGGAGUGAAACUUGUAACUAGAUGGGCUGUGGACUUCAAUGCUGAUGCGUGCCAAAGUCUCAAGUUGAAUCAUCCUGAAACUGAGGUAAGAAACGAAGCAGCAGAGGAUUUUUUGUCAUUGUUGAAAGAUUGGGAAAAAUUAUGCAUGGAUUUUAAAUUGCUUGGACCACAUCAAUCCCAAGACCAAGACGCUUGCUUGGAAAGUGUUGAAGUAGAGCUUGAUAAAAAUGAAGACAAUACGAGUGACAGUGAAGAUACCUCACUUUCAUCUGAAGAAUUUGAAGUGCAAGAGUUGCUUGCAAUUUGCCAUGGUGAUCCUAACAAAUUAGGAUCAAAGGGGUUAUAUUUCAAGGUUCGCUGGAAGGGCUAUGGUUCAGACGAGGAUACGUGGGAGCCCAUUGAUGGCUUAAGCACAUGUCAAGAUAAGCUGAAGGAGUUUGUCACAAAAGGUUACAAGAGGAAUAUGCUACCACUUCCAGGUGAUGUUGAUUUUAUUUGUGGAGGACCACCGUGUCAAGGAGUAAGCGGUUUUAAUCGCUUUAGAGACAAGACAGCUCCUUUAAAAGACAUAAAAAAUAGUCAGCUGCUUGUUUACAUGAGCAUUAUUGAGUAUUUGAAGCCAAAAUAUGUCUUGAUGGAAAAUGUCGUCGAUAUUUUAAAAUUUUCUGAGGCGUUUUUAGGACGAUAUGCGUUAGGUCGUCUUGUUACCAUGAAUUAUCAAGCUAGAUUGGGCAUGAUGGCUGCUGGUUCUUAUGGUCUACCACAAUUUCGAAUGCGAGUAUUCUUGUGGGGUGCUCAGCCUUCAGAGAAAUUACCCCAGUAUCCUCUGCCAACUCAUGAAGUAGUUGAGAGAGGAGUUGUCCCUACUGAAUUUGAGGAAGUUCUUGUUGGCUUUAACAAAAACGAGCAGCGUCAUUUGGAAAAGGCUCUUUAUCUUGAAGAUGCAAUUUCUGAUCUCCCUCCGGUUGAGAAUGAUGAAAGCCGAGAUGAAAGACCAUACGAGACAUUACCUCGUACUGAAUUUCAGAAGUAUAUAAGAUUGAAAAGAAGUGAUGUGGUAGGUUAUGAAAAUUCUUCUCCUCAAAGUCCACAAAAGGCAAUGUUAUAUGAUCAUCGACCUUUACAGUUGAACCAAGAUGACUAUGAAAGAGUUUGCCAAAUACCUAAGAAAAAGGGUGCAAACUUUAGAGAUUUACCUGGUUUGUUAGUUGGUCCAGAUAAUGUUGUUUCUCGUGAUCCAGCAGUAGAGAGUGUUCAAGUUUCUUCGGGAAAACUGUUGGUACCAGAAUAUGCCCUAAACUAUGUGCGCGGAAAAUCUACAAAGCCCUUUGGUCGUACAUGGUGGGACGAAACGAUUGGAACUGUAGUGACCAGAGCUGAACCUCACAACCAGAUAAUUAUUCAUCCAGAGCAAGAUAGAGUGCUCUCUGUACGUGAACUAGCACGGCUGCAAGGAUUUCCUGAUUUUUAUAAACUUAGUGGACCAAUUAAACAAAGGUAUAUGCAAGUAGGAAAUGCAGUUGCUGUUCCGGUGGGUAUUGCCUUAGGUUAUACCUUGGGUUUAGCUAGUCAAGGAUUAUCUGAUGAUCAACCUCUUACAACACUCCCAUUCAGAUUUCCAAAGUGUAUAUCAUCAUCUGAACGCCUAGAAAGAUAGUUGAAAGAUCUAGUAUUUAUUUAUUUGGAGUUCUCAUUUGAUAUUAUCUAUUUCAAGUUAUCUCGAUUUAGAUAAUUGUAAUUUAAUUAGGAACCAUUGUUUUUUAAUAUUAUCAAAGUUCAUUCUGAAUUUAGAACAUGAGGAAGUAUUUGUGUUCUAGACUAGACCUUCAAUUCAGUAUAAUAUUGAGUUUACAUGCACUUCAAAAUUCAAA
Messenger RNA from Cannabis sativa, 2876 nucleotides. RefSeq names its product putative DNA (cytosine-5)-methyltransferase CMT1. Gene Ontology annotation, cellular component: nucleus. NCBI's taxonomy places the organism in Eukaryota, Viridiplantae, Streptophyta, Magnoliopsida, Rosales, Cannabaceae. The transcript is spliced from 21 exons. The record is from RefSeq and is a predicted model, not a curated record. The coding region runs from base 131 to 2662 and encodes 843 amino acids. Gene Ontology annotation, molecular function: chromatin binding; methyltransferase activity.